Messenger RNA from Drosophila arizonae, 3571 nucleotides. RefSeq lists its product as uncharacterized. The record is from RefSeq and is a predicted model, not a curated record. Gene Ontology annotation, cellular component: cytoskeleton. Lineage: Eukaryota; Metazoa; Arthropoda; Insecta; Diptera; Drosophilidae.
UUGUAUACAGCAGCGCUCGAGUGCGUUACAUUUGAAAACAAAGAUAUAAAAGCAAUUCAUAUUUAAUUCAAGAAAAACGAUUUACGAACAUAAAUAGAAAACAAAACGAAAAAGUUGAAUCGUAAUUUAUUAGAUUUUUGGCAAUUUCUAGUAUUUCAAUUUACCGUGCGCACGAACAGUGCGACAGCUGUUACUUUAACUCAAUUAACGAUCACCGAACAACGAAAACAAAAUACUCCCCUCGUCCCCCAGUUAAGUUCCCCCAGUUCGCAGUCAGCCCCAGCUCACCCACAAAUUGAAAUCGCUCGCAUUGUGUUGCUGCAGCUGCUGUUGUUGCUGUUGUUGCUGUUGUGCUUUUUUGGCAACGUCUAACGCAGAUGUUUUGAAAGUCCUGCCGCACAGGCGGUAAAAGCAACAAGGACUGUUUGCCUUUGAAACGGUUAGCCCGGCGCUAACUGAAAGUUUUUUAUUGUGCAAAACAAAGUUGAAAAAGUUGAAAGUUGAAACAGACAACGGAGGCGCAGACUAAAGCCUGUGGGUUGGCUUUCGUAGCAAGUACAGAUAUAAGAAGCCGAAGAUUACGGGUCCUUGUGCACCGCUGCGGAUAAUACGUACGCUCACCAUGGCUGGCAAUAUCGAGCAGCGACCCUGGACGCCCACCGUGCGUACGCGUCGAAUUGCGGCGGAGACAAGCAAUCCGGGACCGGCUAUUGUGCAGCUACCCACGCUGAUUGGCAGCAAAGUGCCAGACUCCAAGAAGAAGGGCGCACCGGCAUAUUCCUUUGGCCAUAAGGCGGCCACCAAGGACGAAACGACGGGUCCCGGCCCCGCCCAGUACAAUGUGUCGGGCAUGGUGCCCAGAGGCAAGGAGUGCCCUCAUGCAGCCACACUUCAAAGUCGUCCCAAGGAGCUGACGCGUUUUGUUAAUCCGGGCCCCGGCGAAUAUGACGUGAUGAAUGCAUCGAAGGCCGUCAUCGAUGCCACGCCCAAAUACACAUUCGGCAAGAGGCCGCCUCAUACCAAGUACCAGCUGAUACCGGGUCCCAACCAUUAUCAAGUGGUGCCGCUUGAUGUCAUUAAGCCGCGUGCGCCUCGAUAUUCCUUUCGCAUUAAGGUUAACGUUUACCUAGUUAACAAUCCAGCGCCAAAUAGCUAUUGUCCUGAAAAGGUCACGCAAUCAAGAAAGAAUUCGCCACGUUUCACAUUUGGUAGACGAACUAAAAUCCAGCACGAUCAGCAUACACCAGCACCUGGCGCCUAUUCCCCCGAGAAGGUGAAACUCAGCAAGACACCAGAGUUCAGUUUUGGCAUCAAACAUCAUGAGCUGCGGCCUGACUACACGCCAGCACCCGGUACUUACAAACCCGAGCAAACAGUUCUAGAUCAUACACCCGCCUAUAGUUUUGGUCUGAAGACGAAGCACAUUCAGCACAACGAUUCUCCAGCACCUGGUACGUACAGUCCAGAAAAGUCAAAAUUGUAUUCAGCACCCGCUUUUAGUAUUGCCGGUAAAUCUAAUCACGAUGUUGUGGAUGCUACGCCAGCACCCGGCGCAUACGAGCCAGAAAAAUGCGUCCUUGGUAAAACUCCUGCCUUUAGCUUUGGUCAACGUGUCCAGGUCAGCAAGUCACAAGAUACACCUGCACCCGGCACCUAUCAGCCGGAGAAAGUGCGCUUGGACAAUGCGCCAGCCUACACACUCUCUGGCCGACAUGAAUUGAAAUCCGUUAGCACUACCCCAGCGCCAGGCUCGUAUGCCCCGGAAAAAUAUCGCAGCGACCACACGCCAGCGUUUAGUUUCGCUGGUAAGCAUGAGCAGCACAUUGAAAACACAACUCCAGCACCAGGCGACUACAGUCCUGAAAAAGUACGGCACGAUCAUAAUCCUGCUUAUUCAUUUGCCGGGCGGCACGAAACACCGAAGACUAGCGAAACACCAGCACCUUGUGCCUAUGAGACAGAAAAGGUUCGACUGGACCACAGUCCCGCUUUCUCCUUUGCCGGCCGUCAUGAUCUUCACAAGCAAAGUGAUACUCCUGCUCCUGGAGCGUACUCUCCCGAAAAAGUCCGUCAGGAUCACAAUCCUGCCUUCUCCAUAGCUGGAAAGCAUGAGGUGAAGAUCUCAAAUGAAACACCCGCGCCCGGUGAUUACUCACCAGAGAAAACCCGAUUGGAUCACACACCCGCUUAUACCUUUGGUGGCAAGAAUGAUCCCAAGGUCGAGAACCACACCCCCGCCCCUGGUGAUUACCACCCUGAAAAAGUCAGACUAGACCAUAAUCCCGCCUUCUCCUUUGCUGGCCGCCAUGAUCUUCACAAACCAAGCGAAACUCCUGCUCCUGGAGCCUAUUCCCCAGAGAAAGUUCGGCUAGACCACAAUCCUGCCUUUUCCAUAGCUGGCAAGCAUGAAGUGAAGAUCUCAAAUGGUACACCGGCACCUGGAGACUAUUCGCCGGAGAAGACUCGACUGGAUCACACACCCGCUUACACAUUUGGUGGCAAAUAUGACCCCAAGGUGGAAAAUCAUCAUCCAGCGCCAUGCGAUUAUUCUCCUGAAAAAGUUCGGCUUGACCACACACCCGCCUACACAAUUACAGGUCGUACGACCAUUGAGCAUAUUAGCCAGACUCCAGCGCCCUGCGACUACAAGCCAGAGAACUACCAGCUCGAUACUACACCAGCCUUCACCUUUGGCAUGAAGCUCAAACGGGAACAUGUCAGUGAUACACCAGCACCCACUGCAUACGAACCGGAAAAGCACAACAACACACAACACUCUCCAGCAUACACAUUCGGCACUCGAACUGAGAUCAAGGUCUCCACCGAUGCACCCGCUCCCGGUCACUAUCAUCCAGAGCAAUGUAAGCUAGACAGCUCGCCGGCAUACAGCUUUGGUCUUAAGACCUUACCCAUGCCGCCAAUUCCAGAACCUAGAGGCGCUUACAUUGAAGAUCGCAUAUUGCAAAGACGUGAAAGGCGUUUGGCUAGUCCCGUUCGCAACGCAACCGCAAGCACUUCCACCACCACAACAACAACAACCGCCACAACCACAACCACCAACACAGUAGCCACUGAGAAGCGUUCAGUAAAUGACGAUCGAUUGGACAAUGUAAACGGUCAGUUGACAACCACCAGCACCACCGCUGCACCCAACCAGCAUCACAAGCUGCCAACCACCGACAAAAUCAAUUCAACAACAACCACAACGACAACCAAAACAAAGCUCAUGGGCGGCGAUAAAUCGAAAUUGAGUCGCACCAUCACUGUGCACCACUCGGUCCAGGCACAUGCCAAAGGCGACAAUCUGCAGGUCAUUGCCAGUGGUACGGCAGACGCCAGCACCACGCAGGGUGCAGAGGCAAGCACACGGACGGUGGUGCAAUCGGACGGUGCGAUCGUGACCAGUGGCCAGUUCACGAAAUCGAGUACCACCAAGUACGCUGUGAGGGCGGGCAGCGUGCAACACACGAUCAUCAGCUCCUAAUGUCUACAAGAUACCCACUGUCUUGGGCAGCAGCAAGGAGGGUCAGAUACGUUCAGCCCCAGCAUAUACGAUGGCCGGACGCAUGCG